Molecule: messenger RNA, 3738 nt
Organism: Girardinichthys multiradiatus
Lineage: Eukaryota; Metazoa; Chordata; Actinopteri; Cyprinodontiformes; Goodeidae
Gene: ppfibp2b
Product: PPFIA binding protein 2b
Exons: 30
Coding region: 164-3265 (1033 amino acids)
Biological process (GO): neuromuscular junction development
Cellular component (GO): presynaptic active zone
Molecular function (GO): protein binding
Source: RefSeq, a predicted model, not a curated record
AGCGUCAACUGUACAUACAGGUCGGACCAGCUCAUGACACCUGGGCGUGAGAGAGCCAUGCGCGCCCGAGCUGCGGAGUUUUCCUCAUUUUAAAACGUGACUUAAACGGACAUAUCUGGAGGAUCCAUUUCGAUAGAAGCUCACAGGACUCGGAUAUAAUCUGAUGCUUCCUGCCAUCACAAUGGAAACUGAGGCCAGUCACAUGCUGGAGGCAGCAUUGGAGCAGAUGGAUGAUAUCAUUGCAGGUUCAAAGGCAGCAGCGAUGGACUUUCCCAACACUGUGUACGACCUGGGUUCUCCUGUCAGCGCCAGUCCGCUGCAGGUCAUCCAACUAGCUGAGGAGCUCAAACUUGCUCUGUAUAUUCAACUCAACCAGGAGGAGAGAGAUAACCUCAGAGCUCAGCUGCCAGAAGAAACAGCACAGGCUCUCAUCGACUGGCUGCGGACUGGAAGUGUGAGCAUCUGUUCUCCAGCCAACAAUGAAACCUUUCAGGAACGGCUACUUCGACUAGAAGGAGACAAGGAAUCUCUGGUGUUGCAGGUGAGCGUUUUGACAGACCAAGUGGAGGCGCAGGGAGAGAAAAUCAGAGACUUGGAAACCUCCUUGGAGGAGCACCGGCAGAAACUGGCCUCCACAGAGGAGAUGCUGCAACAGGAACUGAUGAGUAGGACUUCUCUGGAGACUCAGAAGCUGGAUCUGAUGGACGAAGUGUCCUACCUAAAACUUAAGCUGGUCACCAUGGAGGAGACGCAAACCAUCACAAGCCCUCAGGAGCCCACAGACACAAAGAACAACAAAGCCGAGUGUGUGGUAAAUUUCAUCAGUGAGCUCCAGGAGCAGAUGUGCAAGUUUCAGGAGGAGAUCAGCACUCGCAUCCAGGAGAAACGAGCCCUUGAGGAGAAGGAAGCCCAGCAGGGGCACCCAGGUGGCAGCUCAGCUCAGGGCUGCAAUCCUAAUGUUGAGUCAAACCUGAGCUCUGCUUCGCUGAAACACAGUGGAGAAAGACAGACUGUGCAUGGUUUGCUUCAAGAAGUUAAGCAGCUGACGAGCAAAGUGCAGGAGCUGGAGGGAGAAAAGAGCCAGUAUGAAAGGAAACUCAGGGCCACCAAGGCUGAAGUCUCAGAGCUGCAGCAUCUUUUGGCCUCUAAAGACACAGAGAUCAAGUGCUUGCAGACCCAACUGUUGGCCAGAGGCGGCAGCGCCAACACAAAUCCAGAGAGAGAUCAAGAAUACCAGAGGCUGAAAGUAGGGAUGGAGUCUUUGUUGGCUUCCAAUGAUGAAAAGGAUCGUCGUAUAGAAGAGCUGACUAUCCUUCUUGGCCAAUAUAGAAAAAUGAGGGAAGUUAUGGCACUGACACACGGAAGUAGCGAAGAGGAGCUCAGCGGCAGUUUGAAGCUAAAAGCUAUCACACACAAAGCUCAUUCUGAUAUGAUCAGAUCAGAGAUAUCAUCAAGAGGAUCUUCUCCACUCAUGCUGUCUUCAUCUCUUUUUCAGAGAGAACUGGAUUCAAGUUUCCAGAACUAUAUGGACACGUCAUUGGUGGCUACUGGUGAUACAAGUUUCUUAAAUGGAUCAUUGCAUCGACGCAGAUUACUCUCCAGCAGUCUUGAGGAGUUGCAAAGUGGAUAUUUUCAAAAGGCUGUAGAGAUCCAGCCAGUUGAAACUGAAUCAGACGUAGGGGCAGAGAGUCCCCAGAUGGAUCUGAGCAAGUACCAAACUCUGCCAGGAAAACUGAGUAAAAAGAAAGAACCCAAGGAUGAGCUGAACGGCACCAGAGGCAGAGACACAGAGUAUUUAUCUCCUGCCCACAGCAAAGACUACACCCUGAUUCACUGCAGGAGUGCCAGCGCUCCAGCUUUAGGAUCUCCAGGAAAACAUGACCUCUAUGAUGUUGACCAUUCAGAGAAACUGGAGGAAUGCAUGUUAUCAGAUCAGUCCCCGCUGUCCUCUGGAGUGGACUCAGGACAACAGUCACCUGUGUCACCUGAGAAAAGGAAGAACCACAGAGGCAUCAAGAAACUCUGGGGAAGGAUUCGUCGCAGUCAGUCAGGCAGUCCAGUUCAGGUUCACGAUCCGGAGCUGGGAGACUUCAAGAGGGGAGGCUUCAGAGCUACAGCUGGACCGAGACUGGCCCGUUCAGGGAAAACACGAGAUUUGAAGCUGCCUUUUUCUAAGUGGAGCACAGAGCAGGUUUGCGACUGGCUCGAGGAUAUUGGACUUGGUCAGUAUGGCCUUCUCGCUCACCACUGGGUCAGCAGCGGUCAGACUUUGCUGGUGGCCACUCAACACGACCUAGAGAAGGAGCUGUCAAUGAAGAAUCCACUCCACAGGAAGAAGCUCCAGCUGUCCUUGAAGAACAUCUCCAGCAAACAGCCAGAAAAAUCUGCAGAGCUCGAUUAUGUCUGGGUCACCCGUUGGCUUGAUGACAUUGGCCUUCCUCAAUACAAAGACCAGUUUAAUGAUGGGAGAGUAGAUGGCCAGAUGCUGCAGUACCUCACUGUGAAUGACCUGUUGUUCCUCAAAGUGACCAGCCAGCUGCAUCAUCUCAGCAUCAAGUGUGCUAUUCACGUUCUCCGUGUCAAUAGGUUUAACCCAAACUGCCUUAAACGCAGACCUGGAAAUGAGAGUGAGUUCAGUCCCAGCGAAGUGGUCCAGUGGUCCAACCACCGAGUCAUGGAGUGGCUGAGAUCUGUGGACCUGGCAGAGUAUGCUCCCAACCUGAGGGGCAGCGGUGUACACGGAGGGCUAAUAAUGUUGGAACCUCGGUUUAACUCCGAAACAAUGGCCAUGCUUCUGAACAUCUCUCCUCAAAAAACACUGCUGAGGCGCCACUUAAACACCAACUUCAAUAACCUAGUGGGAGUACAGGCUCAGCAGGAGAAGAGGGAGUACACCGAAGCAGCAGGAUAUUCCCCACUCAGCAUCACCGCUAAAGUCAAGCCAAAGAAGAUGGGCUUCUCUAACUUGACGAGCCUCAGGAGGAGACGACCGGAUGAGUCCACGGACUACGUCUGUCCCAUAGAGUCUUCCUCGCCUGAGUCGGGACAGUCUGUGGCCAACGGGGUGCAGAUGCGUCCAUACGCCGGCUUCAGGGGUCUGAGUCCCAUUCUGGACCGAGAGCCAGUCCGGGACCAGAUGGUGAAUGCAGAGAGAACCAUUUUACAAAUAGAAGCUUUGUCUGAAAGCAUCAGCAACCUCACAUACCUGCUGAGCCAGGACGAGCUGCGGAAGAAGCUGAGGCGGUCACAAACUGCGCUGGUUUGAGGGACGGGUGGUUCAGCGUCAUCGGCUUACUAAUGCUACAGAGCAACCACAGAGACCUGCAGCCAGCUCAGCCCCUCGGGCCUAACACUGCAGCGUGGAGCCGGUUCCAUUCACUUCCUGUAACCGCUGCUACCUCAUGUAACACCUACAGUCCUGUGGACACAAACGAACUGGAAACACAAGCUGGCACACACAUUUUGGAUGUCAAAGAAAACUCAUGGCUUCUUACAAACAUUUAAAUUUAACUACUUUUCAAUUUUAACUAUGCAAUACAGCCGUUAUUAAUUAUACUGACCACUGUUGUCUGUAAAUACUUGGCUGGUUGAUUAGAGGUGAAACAGAUUUAAUUAAAAAGUAGUCUGAUGAAAAAAAAAAAAAAACAGAUCAUGAAGACCAAUAGCAGAUCCCAGCCAAAACAAUGACUUGAUGCCUAAAACUGCACAAAAUAAACAUUAAUUUUACAUUACAGUUUA